AUGGCUCUGGUCCGCAUCAAGGACGUCAAGCGACAUGGAUGGCAAGAUAUUUGGGCCCGAUACUACCAGCAACGCCCAUUUCCCACACCGGGUAACUAUAUGCGCCAGAGCAUGUUACUCGCGUUGGCCACCUAUUUUGGGACGGCCGAUAUGUACGUCGUCGAAUCCUGGAUCAAGGAUCAAGGUUUCGACUCUCCAUUGAAGUUAACCGAGGAGGAGACACAAGAGGCAGCACGCCGAGUGCACGUGGCCGUGGAGCAGGCGAUCGAUCGCGCUGAGAGAGACGAGAGCAUAGAAGAUUGCGAUAGUAGCAGCGGCGAUGAGGACGAGGAGAAGAUGAGGGUGAGGGCGAAGAUGAGGGUGAGGGCGAAGAUGAGGGUGAGGGCGAAGAUGAGGGUGAGGGCGAAGAUGAGGGUGAGGGCGAAGAUGAGGAUAGCAAUUCUACGACGUAUCCAACUACUUGUGCUCCGCAGUAGGCAUAUUGGACAUAUUAGAACGAGAUGGAGAUAG
This is a messenger RNA of Lasiosphaeria miniovina, 510 nucleotides long. RefSeq lists its product as uncharacterized. Bases 1 to 510 code for a protein of 169 amino acids. The transcript is spliced from 2 exons. The record is from RefSeq and is a predicted model, not a curated record. NCBI's taxonomy places the organism in Eukaryota, Fungi, Ascomycota, Sordariomycetes, Sordariales, Lasiosphaeriaceae.